Molecule: messenger RNA, 3151 nt
Organism: Boleophthalmus pectinirostris (great blue-spotted mudskipper)
Lineage: Eukaryota; Metazoa; Chordata; Actinopteri; Gobiiformes; Gobiidae
Gene: elapor2b
Product: endosome-lysosome associated apoptosis and autophagy regulator family member 2b
Exons: 22
Coding region: 208-2979 (923 amino acids)
Biological process (GO): positive regulation of BMP signaling pathway
Source: RefSeq, a predicted model, not a curated record
UUUCUUCUCUACAUCAGCGCUCAUGUUGUAGCGUCCGCGCACAGAGACCUGCGGGCUUGUGAAGAGGCAGACUACGUUUAUCAGUACACAGAAUGUGACAGCACUGGCUCACGAUGGAGAGUGGCCAUCCCCCUUAGACCGGGCUCCUGCUCAGACCUGCCACCUCCAACCAGAGGAACAGACUGCUCAUUCUCAUGCCAGGCUGGCAUGUAUCUGGAGAUGUCCACACAGCAGUGCACACCAUGUGCUGCUGGCUCAUACUCACUCGGUAGUGGACUUCGGUUUGACCAGUGGGAUGCCAUUCCUGCAGGUUUCACCAGCAUGGCUAGCUUCCUAGAUACAAGUCCCUCCGGAGAGGACAUUCAAACCUGUAACAGCUCAUCCUGGAUGCCACAGGGUGUGUAUCUGGAAUCAAAUCGGGAUGAGUGUACAGUGUCUCUGGUUUAUGCUGUCCACUUAGAAAAACAAGGCUCUGUCUCAUUCACAUACCAGUACCCAGACAACAACAUAUUCUUUGAGUUUUACGUGCAGAAUGAGCAAUGUCAGGAAAUGGCUCAGAACGAUGACCAGAAGUGGAUUAAAGUCACAAGCAAUGGAGAAUGGGGCACACACACAGUGAAUUUGAAAACAGGUACAAACAUCCUUUACUGGAGAACAACUGGGAUAUUAGUUGGAGGAAAAAGAGUAAAGCCUGUUCUGCUUAAAAACAUCCAAAUAGAAGGAGUGGCCUACACAUCUGAGUGUUUCCCGUGUCGACCUGGAUGGUUCAAUGAAGCCCCGGGCUCCUCAUCGUGUCAGCCUUGUCCCAGUAACACCUACUCCAUGAAGGGAUCCUCCUCCUGUACCCCGUGCCAUGAAAAUUAUUACUCACAUGAAGGAUGGGCAAAAUGUAGAGUGAGGCCACCAUGCUCAGAGAAGGACUUCUUUCAGAUUCAUACAGCAUGUGACAGUGAAGGAAAGACACAAGUGCUAUAUCGUUGGGUGGAGCCAAAAAUUUGUAUUGAGAACACUACUGGGGCAGUAAAGCUUCCAACCACAGGUCAACGUGAGCCUUGUCCUCCAUGCAAUCCAGGCUACUACAAUAGCAAUGACUCCACCUGUCUGCCCUGCCCACCGGGGUCCCACUCUGAUGGCACUUACGUGUGCAAAAAGUGCCCUGCAGGUACAGAGCCAGUCCUGGGCUAUGAGUAUAAAUGGUGGAAUGUGCUGCCGCCCAACAUGAAGACGUCCUGCUUCAAUGUAGGGAACUCUAAUUGUGAUGACAUGAACGGAUGGGAAGUAGCAGGAGACCACAUUCGCAGUGGAGCAGGAAGUUCUGAUAAUGACUAUCUAAUACUCAGUUUGCAUGUGCCCGGCUUUAAGGUCCCAGCAUCGCUUUCAGGGAUGACUGGAGGCGAGUUUGGCCAGAUAACUUUUGAGUUUGAAACCCUUUGCACAGCUGACUGUGAGCUUUACUUCAUGAUGGAUGUUAACCGUAAAAGCACCACAGUGGUGGAGUCUUGGGAGGGCAGUAAAGUGAGGCAGACCUAUUCACAUGCCAUGACCAAAAAUGCUUCAGUUACAUACACUUGGGCAUUCCAGAGGACCAACCAUGCUCAAGAUAUGCGUCUCUAUGUGGGUGAUAUGGUGAAGCUUUACUCCAUCAGUGUGACCAAUGUCCUGGAUGGAGUAGCAUCAGCAUGCCGAGCCUGCGCCCUCAUUCCCCAUAACUCCCUUCAGGCUGGGUCUUCCUGUGUGCCUUGUCCUGCUGGGUAUUACAUUGACAGAGACACAAACCGAUGCCUGGAGUGUCCACUCAACACUUAUUUAGCAGGACGUCACACCUAUGGCCAGGACACCUGCGUUGCUUGUGGCCCUGGAAGUAUGAGCAAUAAGGAACAUUCUCUUUGCUUUAGCAACUGUUCCUUCACUCACACAGAGAAUAACCGCACCCUGAUCUUUGACUUCAGUGCUAUGAGCAAUGUGGCCUCUCUGACCAUUGGGCCGAGCUUCACAUCUAAAGGCACCAAGUACCUACACCUGUUUAACAUCAGUCUCUGUGGCAAUGAGGGUAGAAGAGCAGCAGAGUGCACAGAUAAUGUCACAGAUGUGUCCAGCAAAGACAGCCAGAGUGACUCCUCUCAGUUCAUCAGCUCAGUGGACAGCUUCAUCUGUCAGUCAACCAUUAUACCAGCUGAUGGGCGAGGCUUUAGACUGGCCAUUUCCUCUCAGUCAAUCAGCCUCGCAGACACUUUUCUUGGAGUAACAGUUGAUACAGUCUUUGAUGGAGUAAAUGCAAAACCUGACUUGUUUCCGGAAAACACAAGGGAUAUACCAGAUAUAAAUUUUUACUACAGAUCAAACCAAGCAACAGCUUCAUGUGAAAAGGGUCGCAGUUCAGUUAUUACUGUUCGCUGUAAUCCAGAAAAGUCAGAACGUGGAGAGCUCAGUGUACCCAGCUCUUGUCCAGCCGGCACUUGUGAUGGAUGCACCUUUCAUUUCCUGUGGGAAAGCUCUGGGGCAUGUCCCCGCUGCACUGUGGAUGACUACCAUCACAUCGAGGGUGUAUGCAAAGGAGGCAUGCAGGAAAUCAUCUACAUGUGGAACGAGCCAAAGAUGUGCACCAAAGGCGUGUCACUGCCUCCAAGAGGCUCUGCUCACUGUGACGCCAUAGCGCUGUGGCUCAAGGUUGGGGUUGGGGGAGGAGCUUUCAUAGCUGUGUUGCUCAUCUCUCUUACGUGCUAUUUUUGGAAGAAAAACAGGAGGCUUGAGUACAAAUACUCUCGUUUAGUGAUGUCUGCAAAUAAGGAGUGUGAGCUGCCUGCUGCUGACAGCUGUGCACUUGACGAAGGGGAAGAACAAGAUGAUGAUGUUGUCUAUGCCAAAAAGCCAACGCUGCUGGGAAAACUCAGAUCUAUUGCCAACAAGCAAAUGGAUGGGGAGAGCAGUGAGUCUGUACAGUUGAAUUCCUCUCAAUCAGACCAGUGGGUGCUUGGAUGAACAUGAAUGAAGAUAAGAAAGAAAUCAUGAGAACCAGCUACUGAGCACCCCCUUUUCACACCCUCCUGUCUAGAGAGGACAAAGACCCCACAUUGGACUUGACUCUUACUGGAUGCAAAGAAACUUACAGCACUCAGUUUUAAUCUUUUACCAGGAUUUGUUCCUGGUGUGA